Molecule: messenger RNA, 975 nt
Organism: Galleria mellonella (greater wax moth)
Lineage: Eukaryota; Metazoa; Arthropoda; Insecta; Lepidoptera; Pyralidae
Product: muscleblind-like protein 3
Exons: 4
Coding region: 125-817 (230 amino acids)
Molecular function (GO): metal ion binding
Source: RefSeq, a predicted model, not a curated record
AUCCACAAAGGCGCUAGAUGAGAAUAUAGCUAAGUUAUCAAAAAAGAAGAAUUGGCUCACCGCAGUAUUAAAAGUCAUGCUAUCGGGUCCGGACACCUACAGCAAUAGUGAUACGAGUGCCUGAAUGUACACAGCAUGUCAAGAAGUGCGGUUCCUUCUCAAGAGCAGUUGGAUAUGCUGGUGGAAUGCAUGGAGGAGCAGCGAUGGCUUGCGACAGAGCAUGCACGAACAGCCAAUGCCAGGUUCGAAAAUGUCUUCAGAAACGCUAUCACCAAAUUCAAUACACAUGAUGGAAUAUUUACAAUCAAUGUUUGAUGAGGCAGUUAAGACAGCGUAUGUAUUAUGCAUCGAUGAUGAGCUUCCCUCGAAUGAAAAUAGUAAUAAUGAAAAGGCAAAUGCACAGCCACGAUUAAUCCCGUACACCCCUCCACCAGGUAAUUCCAUUAACAGUACUCUCGAAACUGAAGGCAACACUGGACCAUAUGAGUUAAACUCGAUUGAAAAAACAAAAAAUGGUUAUACCAAAAAAUAUUCAAUCAAGAUUAAUACAGAAAAAUCAAAAAAAAUCAUGUGUAAGGACUUCAUUCGAGGAAUUUGCAGAAGGGGAAAUGAUUGUAUUUAUUCCCAUGAACUAGAUUUAAAACAACUGAAUGGAGUCUACAAGUUUUGUCGCGAUUAUGUAAAAGGAAAUUGUUACAGAAAGUUUUGUAUUUUCGUUCAUGCUACCAUAUUUGAGAGAGAAAAUUACUUUAGAACUGGUUUUUUGCCACCUCAUACUCUGAGACACUUGAAAGAAAGAAAUGUAAGGCGCCCGUAAUGUAUUCGAGUAGGUCCAUCGCGUGAAAAUAUAGAGUCUGUAUAUGCAAAGAUACCUUCUGAUUUAUACGCAUGGUAUAUAAAAUUCUAAAUAUACAUUAAUAUAGCUUCAUCGACCACCGUACUAAAACAUAAAACCUAUUGUAUAGGUAUUAAUUA